GAUGUUCCACUCAUCAACAGGAGGUGGCGCUGUACACCUAUAAGUCGCUUGCGAUCAUCUAACACAGAAAGGAAGAAGAAGAUCUGAGAGGUCCAGCUGCAGAAAUGCGCGGUGUGGACCUGGUCCAGGCGUACGACCGGGUUCUGGAGCAGCAGAUCCUGGGUCGGGGGUCGUGCCGGGCCUGUCAGGAUGAGGCGUUGAGGUCAGAGGUGGAGGGCCUCCUGGCGACCUCCGACCCCCGGGAGCUGCACGGCCUUGGCCUGGAGCCGCUGCGGCUGAUGGAAGAGGUUCUGGAGGCCCGGCCCAGUUCGGGUCUGUGCGGUCUGGCCCGGACCUUUGAGGUUCUGGAGCAGGCGGCGCUGAACCUGUACCUGGGCCCCUGGAGGGAAGAGUACCGGGUGAUCAAGAUGUACUCCGGUACCUUCACCCACUGCGUCGCUCCGGUACUUUCGGCGCCGCAGACCGAGGAAGUUUUCGGCCUGCUGGGGUACCGGCCCGGCCCGGCCCAGACCCGGUUACUGCACCUGCAGCCCGCCGGCGGCCCAGCGUCGCCGCGGGAGCUGCUGCGUCUGGCCUGCGCCUUCUUCCUGGCCCGCUGCGAGUGUCGCCUCCUGCUGGCCGCCCUGGGGAAGCGUGGCGGCGCCCGCUGGGAGCUCGGCGUGGUGCGGGAGCGGCGACAAGGCCAGCGGCUGCAGGUUGCCGUUGACAACGCUGAGCGGCUGCUAUCCGUCCCGGAGGACGCAGAGGGAGAGCUGGACCUGUACCGGGAGGACAGCACGGCGCCCCCUGGUGGCCAGCGGCGCAGUAACGGGCCGGUGGCGGCGCCCCGCAGCAGGAGGUUUGGUCCGGUCGUACCCCCGCCGCUGGAGGCGGACAGAGGGCGACCCCAUGACCUCUGCGACUGUCUCAGUGCGCCUCCGCUAAGUCUCCAGCGCUGCCUGGACUGCGGUGUCCUCCAUGACAUCACUUGCGUCCGCUUGACCGAGUGCAGACUGCAGCGCCACCAGGUGGAGCCGGCGAGCGGCGUCCCAGAGACGGGGCCGGAGACAGGGGUGGAGCGUCCCCGAGACGCUGUCCCCGAGGACACGGCCGCCUUUCAGCCAAUCAGCUACCACUGCGAAGCGGCCAGCGCCAACCCUCACCUACUGUGCCUCACCUGCAGAGCCGUCCACGGCAGCGCCUGCGUAGAGGGUAGGCUGUGCCGCUCGGCCCACCGGACCCGCCGCCUGGGGACGUGUUCCUGCGGGAAGUCCUGCUGCGGGACGCCGCGCGUCCUGUGUCUCUACUGCGGCGACGAGUUCUGCAGGGACUGCUGGUACAAGAACCCGCUGACCUGCGUCUGUGGACGCAGCUUCCACCUGUCCACCGACCUGUCCACCUCCGUCUGAGGACUUCUUGCUCUUCCGGCUCAAUGAGCCGAACCUCAGUGCCUGAGAGAGCAACACGUUGCUAUGACUCUGUUACCUGCAGGUUGCCAGGUUUCUGUUGUCGGUUCCUGUUUUGUCGUUCCUGCAGUAAAAUGUUCGUCUGUCUGGUUUUAUAUUAAUCAUAAAGCCCCUUUGAGCCCCUUCCCCUUUUAUCCUUGAUGCUCCUUCUGCCUUUUGAGUAUUUUUUUAAUCUGUGCUCAGGAGGCCUGCUUGUGCUUCUCAACAGUAUUUAGCUAAAAAUAAUUUAGCCAAAUUAAUGAGUCUGGCUGCACUUGGUCUAACUGAACCGAUUGUCAGAGCCUCCAUGUUCAGAGGCCGGGAACAUGGAGGGACGGAUCUGCACCCUCUAUCAAAUUAUAGGCAAGAAUUUUGUUUCCCCCCCCCCAACAUGCACUUGUUUGUGAAUAAAACCGUACGUCUGAUGUUUAA
Messenger RNA from Poecilia latipinna (sailfin molly), 1856 nucleotides. RefSeq names its product spermatogenesis associated 2-like (gene spata2l). Bases 105 to 1388 code for a protein of 427 amino acids. Gene Ontology annotation, cellular component: cytoplasm. NCBI's taxonomy places the organism in Eukaryota, Metazoa, Chordata, Actinopteri, Cyprinodontiformes, Poeciliidae. The record is from RefSeq and is a predicted model, not a curated record. The transcript is spliced from 4 exons.